Octopus sinensis (East Asian common octopus) is the source of this 4721-nucleotide messenger RNA. RefSeq names its product putative protocadherin beta-18. NCBI's taxonomy places the organism in Eukaryota, Metazoa, Mollusca, Cephalopoda, Octopoda, Octopodidae. Gene Ontology annotation, biological process: homophilic cell-cell adhesion. Bases 111 to 2807 code for a protein of 898 amino acids. Gene Ontology annotation, molecular function: calcium ion binding. The record is from RefSeq and is a predicted model, not a curated record. Gene Ontology annotation, cellular component: plasma membrane. The transcript has 5 exons.
ACGCCCAAACAUAAACCGGAGAUACCUGUAAUGCUGCUACUGGAUAGAACAAGGUAAAUCUGCUGAAGAUUCAUUCAGUUAUUAUCUCAGAAAUUUGGAAAACAAUAAACAUGAAUUCUCAUCGCAUAUGGCUGUCAUCUCUAGUCAGAGAAAUGUUCAUCAAGAUCUUUGUGCUACAAAUAUUUUACCAGACCUGCUUCUGUACAGACUUUAUUUAUUACGUUAAAGAAGGCAGAAGUCCAGACAGUUACCUUGGAGAUAUUGCAACAGAUACUCACCUGAUGGAUAGUAUUUUGUCCAAAGACUAUAGUUCGAUACGGUUUAACCAACUGCAGAAAAAUGUCCUAAGUGACAACCAACUAUUUAAAGUUACUAAUACAGGGAAAAUAUUUACUGCUCAGACACUUGAUGCUGAAUCCCUCUGUAAAUAUAAUACUGAAUGCUUCAGAAUGGUUGAUGUAGCUGUUCAGAAAGAUCAAUCAUUCUUUAAAAUUUUGGAAAUUAAAGUUGUAAUAGAAGAUGCUAAUGACCACCAACCAGAAUUUCCUAGUAAACAUAUUAGUCUUCAGUUUUCUGAUGGAGACAAGAAGGACACAAUGAGGUCAAUCCCUAAUGCCGUCGAUAGAGAUGUUAGUGUGAAGAAUUCACAAAUAAGUUACCAACUGAAGGAGAAUAGUGAUGAGUUAUUUACUUUAAGUUUUUCUAAGAGAUUUGAUGGAUCUUAUAAUCUUGGGAUUAAUUUAGAGAAAGAAAUAGAUCGAGAAGUCAAGGAUACUUACACAUUGCAAGUUAUUGCAACUGAUGGAGGAUCUCCACCAAAACAAGGAGUUUUGAGUAUAAAGAUUUCAGUCACAGAUGUCAAUGAUAAUCCUCCUGUAUACUCACAGAACUCAUAUAAUGUUACUGUCAAUAAUCAGUACCAGAAGAAUAAAUUAGUUAUUGCUUUACAUGCAACUGAUCUUGAUGCCGAUAAAAAUGGCAGGGUAACCUAUCACUUUAGUUCAAAAACUGCAGACACAGCUCAAUUGCAGUUUCGAUUGGAUGAAAUAACUGGAGAAAUAUUCCUUCAGGAAGAUUUUCCCUAUGAAAAGCGUCAGACAUAUGAACUGUAUGUCGAAGCCACUGAUGGAGGAAACCCACCUUUAACUUCUGUUGCUAUGGUACAAGUCAACGUUGUCAACCAGCAGAAUAAUGCUCCUGUUAUUGAAAUGAACUUUGUUUCUAAGUCCUCUGACAAUAUGGCUACCAUAUCAGAAGGGAUGAAAGUUGGCAGCUUUAUUGCAUAUGUAAAGGUUUCUGACAAUGAUGUUGGCAAAAAUGGAGAGGUUGUGUGUAACCUUCAUCAUGGAAAAUUUAAACUUCAAAGUCUUGGCAAAAAUAAAUAUAAAGUUAUCCUCAAGAAUUUGGUUGACAGAGAGAAAGAAAGUCACAUUGAAUUCAUUAUCAUUUGCCAAGAUAAAGGAUCGCCCUCAAUGAAAACAGAACAGAAGUUCUCUAUUCAGGUAAUGGAUGUUAAUGAUGUACAACCACAAUUUACAAAAGAGACAUUUAAAUUUCUUACUUACGAAAAUGAAGAUCCUAGUUUCCCUGUAGGGUUUAUCAAUGCAACUGAUCCUGACCUAGGGUCUGGAGGAAAACUCACCUACUCUCUUCUAAGGAUUAGGGAACAGUCAUUUCCUUUUCAAAUAUCCGAUAUUGGAUUCAUUUUAACCACUCAGUCGAUGGACAGAGAAAGACAAGAAAUAUAUAAAUUUCAAGUGUUUGUCAGAGACAAUGGAAAUCCUUCUUUAAACAACACAGCAAAUGUUGUUGUUGAAGUUAUGGACGAAAAUGACAAUGCUCCAUAUUUCAUAUUUCCCAGUGUUAACCCUUUCAGUCUAGAUGUCCACUAUCAUCCACAAAGUAAAAAUGAUAUCACAGUCCUGAAAGCUUCUGACAGAGACAGACGCCAAAAUGCUUUUCUCAAAUAUGAAAUCCUUGGUGGUAAUGACAAACAUCUGUUUGCAAUAAACCAAUUUUCAGGUGUUUUGUCUUUUACUCGUACAGUUUACCAAAAUGAUGCCGGGUCCUAUGAUCUUAAAUUAGCUGUCAAAGACAGUGGUACUCCUGUUUUAUCAGCAACUACUACUUUAUUUUUAACAUUGACUGUCAGUAACAAAACUUCAACAAUGUUUGCAACAGUUAAUACACAGUCUGAUGACAAGAUACAUAUCAAUUUAUUUAUAAUCAUUGUUGUGGCUGCAGUUACGAUCUCAGUAGUUUUUGUUGUAGCUAUAACAAUAUGUAUUGUUAAAAGCAGCCAUCAAAGAAAUUCCGACUACUCUAAUGAAGUUGAUAAUGCUGAUAAAUUCUUGGAUGAAAAUAGACAAACUGAAUAUUUCUGUGAGCCAAUGUGUUCGCAAUAUGAUGUACCAGCUGCGAUAUCAGAAGAAGCAAAAUCUAAAGCUCUUCAACCAAUCCAGUUAAAAGCAGAACCGCAUUCUCGGUUUGACUCAAGUCACAACAAGAAAAGUUUGUUCACUGGUGUUUAUUGUACAGCAACAACAGAAUUAGCGAGCCAACCAUGUCUUCAGAAAGAAAUGGAAAUGUCAGACAGCUGGAAAGACAAAGAAAUUACAAGUUGUGAACCAAGUCAUUUUAAUAAGAAGUCCACAUUAUCACCUAUUGAUAUUAAACGACAUGGUCAAAAAGAAGGCUUUUAUGAAACACUACCAGUAGCUCAGAAAUUCUUUCACAGCAAGACCAAACUUCCAGAAAUUUUUGAACACAGUGAAAUUCAAACAAGCCACCAUGCAUCAUUUUUCUGAAGAACUGGAUUCAGUUUCCUGUGAUGCUACUAAAAUAACCUCAGCUUCUCAGAGCUGGCUGGUCUUGUGCCACCUUCACUCAAGCAUUAUCAAUUCAUCUUUCAUUUUCUUAUCAUUCUUCAAGUUGCACUGAAGACAAAUGUCUGAAGCCCCAUCCUGACCAUGAAACCACAACCUUUUCCUUCAGGAUGUUGGCCAUCUGGAGUGCCAUCCCAGCAUGUCUUUCCUGCAGCCAUCAACUGUUAACCAGCUUAAGCAGAAUGUUAAUGGCUUCACUUUCAUCAGUCUAAGGCCCGUGAAAUGCCUGAACCAACCCCUUCCUCUAGAUACAACAAAUAAAGAUGUUUAGAAAGUGUUAAGGUGUGAUUUGAGAGAGAUUUCACUGCUAUAUUGAAAGGGCUGAAUGGAAGUAGUGAGUGAUUCUAUGGAAAGGGUGGGUAAGUAAUAAAUGUUUCUGUUGUGAGUGAAAAGUAAAAGAUGUUGUUAUUAUGAAGGUGGAGUAAAGAGUAUUGCUGAAAAAAACCCCCAAAAAUGAUAAAGAAAUGAAUGUAUCUGUAGGGAGAGUGAAGUAAAAUUGCAUCCUCCCACGAAUAAUGUAAAUACUUAGUUUAUUGAGUGAGAGAGGAUUUCAAUAUGGGAAGAUCAAACUUGUCUGAAAUAGUUAUCUGAUUAUCUGGAAUUUUUUUUAUCUGAUGUAGACCAGCAAUUCUCUUUUAUAUCUCUCAUCAGUACAAUGCUAUAAAAAUUCGGCUAAACUCCACCUCCUUGCAAUCAUCUAAGACUUUGGAAAUAUUUACAUUUUUUUUUUAUUUUGUUACUGAAAAUGAUGAGUUAGUUCAGUGCUCCAUUUUAGUUAGUAGAGCAAAAAAAGUUUAGUACCUUACCUAGGUAGUGGUGUGUUUUUUUAAGUUUAAUUUCAUUACUAACUCAGAUAAAGAAGUACAAUAUCCAUUACCCACUUCUUGGCAUCAGGAGCUCAUUGGAGGAAGCGAAGUUACCCUCAGACCAGCAAACCUUGCCUGAUUGACUUCAACACUGGAUGUUAAAAGUGGCCAAAGUCUAGGUGGUGGCGUUAAACCCAGAGACAGAUGACAUGUAUCCAUUCAAGAACAGCAACAGUCACACAUGCAACCUUUCACAUAGUUUCUCUCAAGCAAAUUUCACUCACAUGUUUUUUUUUUGUUUUUUUUUUUUUCUUGAACCAAAUCAUAGCAUAAUACUCUUUUUCUGGGUUCAGCACUGUAGGAUCAAAUGCUCAAUGAUGUUGUUAUGAAGCUAACUUCUGAACUGUACAGUAGCCAUUCUUGCUCCCAUGAGAUGGUACCAGUGAUAUUUCACUAGCAUGUGAUUACAAAAGAUAUGGAUUUCUAUGAUUCAUCAAGUGUUUGACUACUUACAAGUUAUAUUUUCUUGGAGAAAAUAAAAAUUUGAAGAAAUGCUAACAAUAAACCUAUUAAACAUUUUAUGGCAUUUUCAAAAUUAUAUUUAUUUAUUUAAAAAGAAUAUUCUUUUGUAAAAGAAUAACAAUAACUGCUUCAAUAUCCAAGAUCAUUUUAUCUCUGAAUUUAAGUUUGAUUUACAGCAAGAACAGAAUUUCACAACCAGAUGUUAAAGAAGCAGCCAUUUCAUAAGAAAUAUUUUCUUUUAACUUGUGUUUAUUGGCUGUUUUCAUUAUAUGAGAACUUAGGGAAUUGUCUCAUCAAGAAAUAAAAUCUAUAAAAAUGACAAUUAUAAUGACAAUUAUAAUUUAUCUGAUGUUACAAUUCCAUUUACAUUAUUUAAAGUUGGAAAACUCGGUCUGCAAAGCUGACAUUGCUAAUGAUUCUGAGAGAACCAUGAACAUCACAAAGUCACAAUUCUCCACAGACUUCGUGUUUAUAUAAUAAAAUAUUAUUAAAUUUUGAUGCUUUAUCA